UCUCAGUGUGUUUGGGGUGCUGUAACAAAAUACCAUAGACUUGGUGGUCUAGAAACAACAGACGUUGGAGUUUAUCCCAGUACUGGAGGCUGGGAAUCUAAGAAGAAAGGGACCACCAAGUACCAAAUAAUCUCACUAUCCAGAGAGAAUUGCAGAAUUUAAUAAGCCUUUUAAAAUGGAGAUACAAUUUAAAAAAAUCCGAGGUGUUUUGUAUCUUCAAAGGCACAUGUGUGGGUGUCUUCGUUGUAUAUGGAAAUGUAUGGUGAUUAUAGUUAAUGGAUAAUAGUAGUGUUUUCAGUCAUAGUUCUGACUGAUUCUUUUGUACCGAAUUCUGAACUUUAGUGACAUAACUACUUGAAACGCUCAUUUAAUUUACCCUUAACUUUGCGGGUUUGCCAUCCAGAUGUAUCACAGGAUCCGACAUUCCGAGUGCAUUUACCGGGUGACGAUGGAGAAGCUGUCCUACCACAGCAUCUGUACCGCGGAAGAGUGGCAAGGCCUCAUGCACUUUAACCUCCCGGUGCGCCUCUGCAAGGAGAUCGAAUUAUUCCACUUUGACAUUGGUCCUUUUGAAAACAUGUGGCCUGGGAUUUUUGUCUACAUGGUCCAUCGGUCCUGUGGGACAUCCUGCUUCGAGCUCGAAAAGUUGUGUCGUUUCAUCAUGUCCGUGAAGAAGAACUACCGGAGGGUUCCUUACCACAACUGGAAACACGCGGUCACCGUGGCGCACUGCAUGUAUGCCAUACUCCAGAACAACCAUGGGCUUUUCACCGACCUGGAGCGCAAAGGGCUGCUAAUUGCGUGUCUGUGUCACGACCUGGACCACAGGGGCUUCAGUAACAGCUACCUGCAGAAAUUUGAUCACCCCCUGGCCGCCCUCUACUCUACGUCCACCAUGGAACAGCACCACUUCUCCCAGACGGUGUCCAUCCUGCAGCUGGAAGGGCACAAUAUCUUCUCCACCCUCAGCUCCAGUGAAUACGAACAGGUGCUUGAGAUCAUCCGUAAAGCCAUCAUUGCCACAGACCUGGCUUUGUACUUUGGAAACAGGAAGCAGCUGGAGGAGAUGUACCAGACCGGAUCACUAAACCUUAAUAAUCAAUCACAUAGAGACCGUGUCAUUGGUUUGAUGAUGACUGCCUGUGAUCUUUGUUCCGUAACAAAACUGUGGCCGGUUACAAAACUGACAGCAAAUGAUAUAUAUGCAGAAUUCUGGGCUGAGGGUGACGAGAUGAAGAAGCUGGGAAUACAGCCCAUCCCCAUGAUGGACAGAGACAAGAAGGACGAGGUCCCACAGGGCCAGCUGGGCUUCUACAACGCCGUGGCCAUCCCCUGCUAUACGACCCUCACCCAGAUCUUCCCGCCCACGGAGCCUCUCCUGCAGGCGUGCAGGAAUAACCUGAGCCAGUGGGAGAAGGUCAUCCGAGGGGAGGAGAGUGCCGUGUGGGUCUCGUCCCAGCCGGGGGCCCACGAGCCAUCCGAGAAGCUGCCAGUGAAGAUGGGGGACUGACCGCUACGUGACCAGCUGUCCCACCUGAAGACGCCCGUCCUGCUUCUUUGACUUUUCUUCCUUUUAUUUUUGGGGGGGGAAACCUACACCUGGUAACUGGGCUGCAGACCUCUUCGACAAGGUGACAUCGGGAAACACGGCAAGCGGAUGACUCCCCGCCAGUCUCGUCUGUAACGCAUCGUAGACGGUGACCAACCAGGACCACCCCGGGGCCAGAUCGGCUGUCCACGUGACCCCGUUUGACCUGUGAACUGGCCUUUUCUAAUAGGCGCAUAUUGCUGAGGCCUUAAUGGGAUAGGACAACAAUCAUUCAGAAGGGGGUACUUUUCCAUUGUAUCUUUCUAGUGAGGGGUUAAAAUGGUACUACUCUGAUAUUGUACUUUGGCUCUAACACCAAUGUUGCUUUGACGUUGUUGGUUCUAAAUAGGAAUUUUUACACAUUACUGUUGUGAAUGUUUGUGUGUGACCUACUUGUAAUUAGCGUGAAGUGUAGCAGACGGCCUCAGGACAAGCGUCAUUGAGGGGACAGCGUAAGAAGUGUCUUUCUGCAAUCAGCGAUGGACGGUAGUCAGACUCCUGUUUCAGAGCCUCGUGAAUUAAAAGUUAGGUGGACGAAAGUGUGUUCUUUAGGUUUAUACUGAAGGGCUUAGAUGAAUAGGUCGAACACUGAAUGAGGUGGACUUUCUGUCCUGAGAAAAGAGGCAAGUAUACACCAUAACAAAUCUCCGAACCACAAGUAUCCACCAAAAAACGGCAAAGAAUAUUUUUUAGUUGGUGUUGUUUUUUUUUUCCCAUCAUUGUAGGCAAAUUUUCUAAACCCUUUGCAUAAAGAACAAAACAAAAGCCAAGCGUAUGAGUCUUUCUUAACAGACAGGUCUUAGGGGAUGUAAAAUGUGAAUUUUAAUAAUGAUUUCUUUAUAUUUUCACUUGGUGUCAUUGCAAAAUUUGAGACUCACACUCAAAAUGAGAGGUUUCUUCUACGAAUUCUUUCAUUAAAAUACCAUACGUUUCUCUUAAAAUCACAUUAAACCGUGAAAUUUAAGUCGUGUGUAAUUUUUACUUUGAUCUGCCGUGCCCGCUUCCCGCUCAUCCCCUUUUGUGCUCCUCAGUCGCACUCCCCACGCUCUCCGUCUGUGACCGGGAAGUGGAACCCAGUGCGGAUACUUCGGGGCUAACUUCUGUCCUCUUUCCUCUGCUCGAGGUCAAGGAUCUACACCGCAACCUGUGAUUUGGAGAGUUUCUUCUGUAUAAUUUUGGGUAGACUCUUAUUACUGUACAACGUAAACGUUUUGAAGAAUACACAAGAGUCUGGACCCCUUCGUACAAGGAUUACAAGCCAGUCGCUUCUGGUGCCCGUUCAUGCUGUUGAUUUUCAGCACCACGGCAAGGUCACCUCCAAAGCUGUGGUUAGUCCCGACCCCGAAGGAAUUCGAGUCUCAAGAAGUGAUGGGCUGAUUCAUAACAAAUAGCUUAGCUACUGUUCCUGUGGCAGGAGACUGGCAUAUUACUUUCAAUAAAAUCAAUUUUGGAAAUACUCUCUUACAUAUUCAGUGAUGUACACAUUAUUAUCCAUAUGGUUUUUGCCAAAAAGAUUAAAUGUUUCUACAACACGAUUUAUGUUGUAGAAGAGUUAGCUACAUGUAAACGUUCUUAUUUUAGAAUUAACACUAUGUGUUCAGUUUCCCUGUGGGCUUUUGAAAGUUGCCAUCUUCCCUACGUGGGGCUCCAUUUGCUGUUACGCAAUACGAGGUAAAAUGAAAUACCACUGUAACUAGACACACGCACGCACGCAGAUAUACACACAUGUAUGAAAGGACAUAUGUAUAAGGGAGACAGAUGCAAGACAUCAAUAAAAAGUAAGAGCCCCUUUCUUCAAAAACUGACGCGUGUUGGAAAAUGUAUAUUGUUUGAUAAAGAGCGGACUAGAAAACAUCCCUUUUCACGUUAGUGCGUUUACAGGAUUGGAUUCUAAAAUGUUGCAUGUUUUUCCACACCCGCAUGUAUGAAACUGGACCCACCAAAUCGAACCUCACUCGCGAGAAUUAGUACAGGCAUCUAAUUUAACUCGACGACUGAAAUGCAAGGGACCAGGGGAGGAAAUAUCAUUUAAGAUGGGUUUAAUUAACAGGAUCUUAAAAGAAUGCGUGAAUUGGGCUUUUUGAUACAGAAAACAGUCAUGAGGGGGAGGAAUCCUAUGGCUAUCUUUCCAUUUUAAGAGUGCCGUUCGAAGAUUAUUAGAGAAAGGUCUCGUAUUUUGGCAUAGCCAGGUGUAUUAUGUCAGGUGAUGUGUUCUUUGAACAACUUUCCGAAGAAAUGUACGUGGAUUUAUUGAUUGGCUGAUUUCUCCUAAGGUAUCCUCAUGAUCAAAGCGAAGUUUGAACAAAGGACUACGUUCUAACGUAAACUAUGAAUAUUCCUUAGUACUACUUCGGAAUCAUAGAUUGACCUAAACUGGGCCCAAGAUGCAGUGGUAUUUAGUCAGUAAUCUGCUUUGGAAACAAUGCAGUUAGGAGUAUUUUUAUAUUUUGGCAGACAAACUUUUGAGUUCUGUCCUCAUCUUUCUCCCAGAUCUUUUCUUCAAAGGGCAGAUGGCUUUAAUUACCAGAAAUUUUGACAAGUUUCUCAUUAAGGUGGUAUUUCAUGUUGGGCCAAAAUUUCCCUCCGCAUAAAUUUGGUAACCAGCUGUGAGUAUGUGUAGCUUGUUCGAUUUGUGGAAAUUGUUAGUGGUUGUGCUGAUGGAUAAUAGACACAGCUUUGUUGUCAAAUGCAAUUCGUACAUCAUCUUCCCCAGAGAUACUGACUGUAUUUUUUAACUAGAAAUUUUCUUGGAAAUGCCUGCCAGCAACAUGAAAUAUCGAACUUAGGCACUGGAAUAAAAUUCUAAAAAUCCCAAGCGUCUUAUUAAUUAAUAGCUGACUUUGGUUUAAUUCAUUAGAAAAACUUAAACAAAUAUAAAUGGAUGUGGAAAGUCAGUCUCAAAAGUGGCCCUUUUAUGGGCCGGAUUGAGAUCCACAUCCCAGCCCUCAUCACUCUGUGAGGCUCGUCAGAGUCAUGGAGGAGAGACGAAGCUGAAUUUCUCAGCACAGCCGUCCUCAUUCUGGACGCUUCCCUCCGUGGGAAGGCGUCUGUGCAAAUGAUACGGUGCCGCUCGAGGUGACGUGUUCUCACGGUGACGACGACAGAACUACUUGGAAACUGGAUUUAUUCAGCGUAGGUUUCCUCUUUUGAGCAUGCUUUUUAGAUAGCUUUAGAUUCUUUUUUUUUCCUUUUCCACAGUUAAUCUCAGUGAAUUUUGCUUUAUUGGUAUGAUUGGGCACUCUAGAUAUGUUUGUACGUGAUACACAUAGAUGCAUAAAAUCCUUAGCUACCUGGAUUUUGUAAUAGAUUUAGUUUGACUAUUACGUUUCUGGUCUUUUAACUCAAAAUUAAGGUUUGAGCUUUAAUAGGACUAAAUUCUUCACCAUGCCUGGGCCUGUGCCUUUAUUUUAAACUCUGUGAUUUUACGUCUUUAUUCAUAGAGUUAUUGUUUUCUUCUUCUUGCUUAAUUAUAAGUAAAAACAUUUAAAGGGACACAUCUAUAGUUCAUUUGAUCAAAUUGAAUGAAUAGGAAGGACCGUUCUCUCCUCAGAUUUCUGUCCUUUAUUUGAUGUCCUUCGCACACACCCUCAUGGCUGUAACCAAUGAACCGUUCAGAUGCAGGCUUUUUUGCAAGUGUUUCCAAGAACUGCGACACGAUUACGGUGUGAUUUCGUUGGGCUUCAGGUACAUAUGCAUGACUUGGAUUUUGAAGAUCACUUCUGUAUCUGUUUCGGACCUGUGUUUGCUUUCUGCACUGCGCUGGUUUUAUUUGGGGCUUAAUUCUUGAAAGACUCCUUCCUUCGGUCGCACUAGUGUGACCCUUUUGGCUGCAAGUUAUCAGCCUGGCUUUAAAAACCUCUGUGAGCUGUAAAUUACCCGUUCUCGACAGCCCCCCUUCCCCAGCAGUGCGUGGCUGUUCCGUUUUGCCUUCGCUUAAGUAUUUACCCUGAGACGCAUUCUGCCGAUUUCUUUCACCACUUCAUCUUAAGUUCGAAUUAGUGAUUCCCCCAGGCAGUGCUUCACACUUUGUGUGUUUUGUCCUUUUUUUUUGUACUGGAUAUUUCGGUUAUCUGAAGCAUUCGAUGCAUUUCCAUGACGGUAAAAAAAAAAAAAAAAAAAAAUAGCAGAAAAGAGAGAAAAACGUUUCAUUUGUGUUCUGGUUCUAAAGUAAAGGGGUGGGACAAAGAGAAGGACGUGAAUGUUCCCGAAGAAACAAUAUUCGAAAUUCAAAGAAGCACCACUCCCUUCGCUCGCCUGUCAAGUUUCCGCCCCCCUCGGCCCCUCGGUGGACCACGGGGCUGUCUACCCAGCGUGCGGUGUGACCGACCUUCACAGCGAGGGUCAGGAAAACGGGCACUGAACGCGGGCUAGACCCGAGCGUGCCUCUCCCGGGGCGUCGAUGAGUGUCACCCGAGGACCCGGACCCCAAGUUAGAGCCCAGUCCGCCGUGGCGAGUAGAGACGUCAGUUGGCUGGUGGGGGGGGGGGUGCCAGCUGAGGGUUUUGAGGUAUAGCUGCAGAAGUUUAAACGGCCCGUUUUCAUUCCUACUACAAGUUAAGGUUGAAAAGCGCCCCAGCUGGUACUCCGGCCCACCUGAAAGAUGACUAGACCCUGGGCGUUGCGACUUGUGGGUGUUUUCUUUAGCCACUUGAACGAUAAGCCAGUCCCGUGCCGUAUCUCACACAGCCUGAGUAAAAGCCAGAUCGGCAGGAUUGUUUCCCAUAUGAUCUGUCUGUGGUGUCUGUUCUGCGUAUCCAUUUCGUGUGCGCGUGGAAAGGACAAUAGACUUCUUUGUAGGAGGAAUGUCUAUACGAUGCCUCCACCGCCUCGCCGGACCCGACCCAGUGACCCGUGUGAAAUAACGUGCUCGCCCAAAACACUGUGAAAGUUACCCAAACUUCAUGGAAAUGCAGCCUCUUGAAACUUUCUGAAGAGGUGGCUUUCUCUGUAGGUCCGUACGAAUAGAAGAGAUCCUAUCUCCCUCCCUAGUCAAGGUACCGAAGAAUUUGCUGGCAGUAAUCUUGCUGAGCCCACACCGCUAGGGUGUAAGAUGGGCUACGAGCCAUCAGAAACAGGGCGCGCUCGAAAAACAGAUUUGUGGGGGUGAUGGGUCUGCAUCCAAAGUUUUAAUGGGCUCUCUUUUGGAAGGAGAAGGAGUUUCCGGCUUCAUGGUAGUUGAUGAGUUGGCAGAUUUCAAACCAAUUAUUUUGUAUGGAUGACACAUUAAAGAUCUUUGUAAAAUGCGCAAGGGCAAUAAUUUAAAGAGGUCUUACCUUGGCAUUUAUAAAUUAUAAAUAUUGUACAUGUGUGUAAUUUUUUUCACGUUUUCAUUUGCAGUCUUUGUACCUAAAAGAAACCUUUACUGUUAUGUUUGUAUAAUAGAACAGUCAUCAUUUAUUAUAACCGAGGCCAGUUGUAAAUAAACUCAUAAUGCAGACUGCCGGUAUAUAUGCACAUAUGGGUGUUACACUGAAAAAUGUAGCUUUGUUUUACUCACAUGCUUAGAGCAGCAAGAAACCUUUUGUCGAUAUGUAACUAUACAUACAAAGUAUAUAUAUAUGUAUGAUACAUGAAAUAUAUGUAGAGCUGUUCAUAAUUUUAAUGGAUAUCCUUUGGUGUGAAUAAUUGAAUACAGAGUUUUUAAAGUA
Molecule: messenger RNA, 7236 nt
Organism: Herpailurus yagouaroundi (jaguarundi)
Lineage: Eukaryota; Metazoa; Chordata; Mammalia; Carnivora; Felidae
Gene: PDE10A
Product: phosphodiesterase 10A
Exons: 9
Coding region: 404-1510 (368 amino acids)
Biological process (GO): signal transduction
Molecular function (GO): 3',5'-cyclic-nucleotide phosphodiesterase activity
Source: RefSeq, a predicted model, not a curated record